AUGGUACAGCUCAAGCAAACUGAGAAGAAGCCAAGACUUCAGCACUCCAAUCUCACCAAUUCAGCCUUAACUCCCAAGGAAAAGCAAUGCGAACAGCAAAAAAGAUGGCUUGCCAAUGAGAAACGCAAUCCACACAGUGCUCAAGAGAUGAAGGAACAGAACACCGCCAACAAAUGGGCAUGGCGAAAAUGCAAGAGAGAGGAAAUGCAGAGCAAACAGCACAUGCCUGACACAAACUCCCAAGGCCACGCCCCUCAAAAGCGGCCUCAGACCUCAUCUCCUGAAGCGCCUUCAGGUCAUGUGGGCCCAUCCAUCUCAGAACCCGACACCAUCCCCAUCGGCCCCAUCCUCCUGGCACAGGAGACCCUCACAACCAUUGUGACGCCCUGCCAAAUGUGUGACAUCGCCGUCAUGACAGACACGCCCAGCCCUCCCGUCAAUUGUUCCUCCAUUCCAGAUGACCAAGCAUACCCCUCACCCACCUUGUCUGCAGUCACCGACCUAGAGUUCCGCGAUCUGGCAAAUCCUAUCAUUGGCUCCCAAGUCCAUGAACAAUCAGAUACCGUUCAAUGGGACGAUGGAUCUACCACUGUGCUUCCCUGCAUCAUGAAGAACGGCAUAAAGAUAUGCAAAGAAGACGCCCUUGCAGUAUCGUUUUUUGCUUCACUCCCAGAAUUGCUUCCCAUGACCUCAAAAAAUAUAUCUGCAGCGCUUCGCAUCAACAAAGCCGUUGUCAUUCAGCAAGUGAGCACACCCAAGCCUGCAACGCUUGAUUUAGAAUACCUGGAAGAUCAUGGAAUGUCAGACCUCAUGUGUGUCAUACUACAUGGAUUUACAUAUCCCCACCAGAACGCAACACUUGCAGAAUUCAUACCCGUCAUAUCUGAGUACUCUCGACAGUGGCAUUACCAAUGGAUGGAAUCAAACUGUCAUAUCCCGUAUUCCGGACCUACGUCCGAUGAUGUUCCCAUGCCUUCCGGACACCUUCUGCAUGCACAUCCGGACCUCCAUACCCUUAUCCAUGCCUUCAGUCCUCCAGUCCACUAUCGGUUUGGAUCCGUACACCUUCGUACAUCCAUAUAUCCAUACCUUCGGACCUCCGCAGCUAAGGCUGCUUCAUCCACCCUUAGUCCUAUCGGAUCUGAGCUCAUUCCAUCUUGGACUCUACCUUCCCUAGACUAUCGGUCUAUAUCCAUGAUCCAUAUCCUAGUCUCAUCUUCACCUAGAUCUCCGGAUCCGCUCAUCCGAUAUCCAGACGCCUUAUCCGAUAUCUCUAGACCUCCGGAUCUGACCUAUACUCAUAUCCGAAGCCCAAACCUUAAAUCAGCGUCUAUCUCCUUAUGGUAA
This is a messenger RNA of Suillus subalutaceus, 1347 nucleotides long. RefSeq lists its product as uncharacterized. NCBI's taxonomy places the organism in Eukaryota, Fungi, Basidiomycota, Agaricomycetes, Boletales, Suillaceae. The coding region runs from base 1 to 1347 and encodes 448 amino acids. The record is from RefSeq and is a predicted model, not a curated record. The transcript is spliced from 4 exons.